This is a messenger RNA of Hyaloscypha bicolor E, 1959 nucleotides long. RefSeq names its product pheromone processing carboxypeptidase-like protein Kex1. The coding region runs from base 1 to 1959 and encodes 652 amino acids. Gene Ontology annotation, molecular function: serine-type carboxypeptidase activity. The record is from RefSeq and is a predicted model, not a curated record. Gene Ontology annotation, biological process: proteolysis; apoptotic process. NCBI's taxonomy places the organism in Eukaryota, Fungi, Ascomycota, Leotiomycetes, Helotiales, Hyaloscyphaceae. The transcript is spliced from 3 exons. Gene Ontology annotation, cellular component: trans-Golgi network.
AUGCGGUUCUUCACUUCACAAUGCAAUAGUCCGGAUCGAAUACACGGAACGAGAGGAUCCAGAGCAUUGGCAGUAUGCACCCUGCUGUCACUGUCCGCUUUGAUUCCAGCUGCCCUGGCCGACAAGACUGCAGCUGAUUACUUCGUUCAUUCUCUUCCUGGCGCCCCCGAUGGACCCUUACUGAAGAUGCACGCUGGGCACAUAGAGAUUACCCCGGAGCACAAUGGCAACCUAUUUUUCUGGCACUACCAAAACAGACACAUCGCGAACCGGCAACGGACGGUAAUAUGGCUGAACGGUGGGCCUGGAUGCAGUUCCGAAGACGGCGCCUUGAUGGAGGUCGGCCCCUACCGAGUGAAAGAUGGAAUUCAUGGUCCCUCGUUAGAGUAUAACCCGGGCUCCUGGGACGAGUUUGCAAACAUAAUGUUCGUCGACAAUCCGGUUGGAACAGGUUACAGUUUUGUGGAUACGGAUAGCUACAUCCAUGAGCUGCCGGAAAUGGCCAGCCAGUUUAUUACCUUCUUGGACAAAUUCUUCACUCUGUUCCCGGAGUAUGAGCAUGACGAUCUUUAUCUCGCAGGGGAAUCCUAUGCUGGCCAACAUAUUCCGUACAUUGCCAAGGCGAUUCUUGAUCGGAACAAAGCAGGAGCAAAACAUCCGUGGCAACUCAAAGGGAUGCUUAUUGGAAACGGGUGGAUCUCACCAGAAGAGCAGUAUAUGGCGUAUCUUUCAUUCGCAUAUGAGCGAGGAUUGGUCCAACGGGACUCGGAUGUGGCGAAGAGGUUGGAGUCCCAACAAGCCAUUUGCGUUAAUAAGUUGAACGAGAAUGGAGGGAAAGACCAUGUGGAUAUUGGGCAGUGCGAACAGAUUCUGCAGGAAAUCCUUAGGGAGACGCAAACAACUGGCCCGGAUGGCAAGUCACAAUGUUACAACAUGUACGAUGUCAGGCUGAAGGACUCGUACCCGAGCUGCGGGAUGAACUGGCCGCCGGAUUUGGAAAAUGUCACUCCCUAUUUACGCCGAUCUGACGUCUUAGACGCUCUUCAUAUUUCGCCCGGGAAGCGAACAGGAUGGACUGAGUGCAAUGGUGCUGUUGGUGGUGCCUUCAGGGCUUCCAAAUCUCUGCCAUCAAUUCAGCUGCUUCCAAAUCUCCUCAAGGAAGUCCCUACGGUUCUCUUUUCGGGGGCAGAGGAUCUUAUCUGUAAUCACAUUGGAACGGAGGAUCUUAUCAGCAAUAUGCAGUGGAAUGGUGGAAAAGGCUUUGAACUCUCGCCAGGCACAUGGGCUCCACGCAGGGAAUGGGUCUUCGAGGGCGAGUCUGCUGGUUUCUGGCAGGAGGCUCGGAAUUUAACCUACGUCUUGUUCAACAAUUCUUCUCACAUGGUCCCAUUCGACUAUGCCAGAAGGACUCGUGAUAUGCUUGACCGUUUCAUGGGUGUCGAUAUCGGCAGCAUUGGCGGUGUUCCAACGGACAGUCGUAUUGAUGGAGAGAAGGGGCUUGAGACCUCAGUUGGCGGUCAUCCAAACAGUACUGCUGCUGAGGAGGCCGAGCAAGCGAAGCUUGAAGCCGCCAAAUGGUCGGCCUAUUACAAAUCUGGGGAGGUUGUUCUCGUCAUAGUCAUUAUUGCAGCAGCGGCCUGGGGCUAUUACAUCUGGAAAGACCGCCGACAGCGUGCAGGAUAUAAAGGGCUAUUUGGAGGGGAAACCCCGAUGUCUCUCGGGGGUGCUAGGGAGAGUCUCAGAGGUGGUAUGGGUCUGGAAAGCUUUAGGCAUAAGAGGGGUAACAGGGAUGUUGAGGCCGCGGAUUUCGAUGAGAGCGAGUUAGAUGAACUUCGCGUGAGAAGUCCUACGGAGGAUAUCGAUAGAUACUCCGUCGGGAGUGCGAGUGAUGAUGAUGAAGGAGAGAAGCCUGACAAUGGCCAUACGAACGGAAAGGGAAUGCAGGGAGAGAAGAGUUGA